Prunus armeniaca (apricot) is the source of this 405-nucleotide messenger RNA. NCBI's taxonomy places the organism in Eukaryota, Viridiplantae, Streptophyta, Magnoliopsida, Rosales, Rosaceae. The record is from the annotation of a GenBank genome assembly.
AUGGCUUCAGAUCCAAAGGUUCACAUAUUUGAAGAGGUGGCGAAGCACAACAAGACCAAAGAUUGCUGGCUUGUUAUUUCUGGGAAGGUGUUUGAUGUGACACCAUUCAUGGAUGAUCAUCCUGGGGGUGAUGAAGUUCUGCUGUCUGCAACUGGGAAAGAUGCAACAAAUGAUUUUGAAGAUGUGGGUCACAGUGAUUCUGCCAGAGAUAUGAUGGAGAAGUAUUACAUUGGAGAGGUUGAUCCAUCAACUGUCCCAUUAAAACGGACUUACAUUCCACCGCCUCAAGCUCGGUACAAUCCUGAUAAGAUAUCCGAAUUUGUGAUUAAGAUUUUGCAGUUCCUGGUUCCCCUUCUAAUCUUGGGUUUAGCCUUUGCUGUCCGUCACUAUACCAAGAAAGAGUAG